Molecule: messenger RNA, 2535 nt
Organism: Temnothorax curvispinosus
Lineage: Eukaryota; Metazoa; Arthropoda; Insecta; Hymenoptera; Formicidae
Exons: 2
Coding region: 286-2172 (628 amino acids)
Source: RefSeq, a predicted model, not a curated record
UAUUAUCUUAAAGUAUGUACUUUUACCUACCGCGUGCAGUACCUAACCUUACGAAUAUCUCAAACGUGUCGGGGAGUUCGGCUCGAGCCGUUAUACGAGUCGGACGUGUUAGUCGGUGCUCUUAUUUGUAGUAUUUAACCUCGCGUACUUGGAUCAAGUUGCGGGUGCUUAGUUGUGGAGGUUUAAUUUAUACAUUCGGGUGGGCUCUGUUUAAAUAAAUCCCCUUUUUACUGCUCCCCCCUCGGAGGGGGAGCGAUAAAAUUGGGCUAACAAAUAAGCCUCCGUAUGGAAUCGGACUCGGCAGACGACACGCGGUCGGUGCAUGACGAGGCCCUAUCGGGUGAAGAAACACAGCCUGUGUCCAACAAAAGACAAAAAACGUGUUUGAACGAGAAGACUUUCGAUGCGUUUGCAAUGAGCGUUUCUUCAGGGGGGACCUGGCAUGAGGUGAAAUAUCGAGGAAACCCUGCCUCCAAGAGGUUAAGAGAUGAAGAAAUUUUAAGACGACGCAAUAUCGACACGGAGACACGCGCGUCUCGUAAUGAUAUGGAGAUGGAAGUGAUUGACGAGGAGAAAUCUCAGGAAUUGAAUCAGGAUCCGUAUAAUAAUUUUGGUGAUAUUAGUGUUAAUGAUCCCCCCUUGCCGUCCGUACAUUUAGGCUGUGAUGGGAAUGCCGGUGAAUCACGUGAUUCUGGCGUGGCAAUCAACAGUGUACCUGAUGCUCAAGCCAUUGUAAAAUAUGUAAACACUUCUGCCAGUAUUAUUAAGGAGGCAUUUGUUGUUAGUGGAACUACCUUAAAGGCUCGUGACUUUUCUGACAAUGAUUCAUCGGAAUUUCGGAAGUUCACUAGAUAUGCAGAUGAUUUCAGUGGCAAAGCCAGUAUUAUUUUACGCCUCCCUCCUGAUCAGACCACGACUAGAAGGGGUAAAAAUGAAAUUAAGAUUUGGAUGAUUUUGAAUGAGCUUCGGAUCUGCCCACUGACUGUUACUAUGAUUAGCCACUUUUCAGCGGAGGCUGAAUUUAAGGAUUUUAGAGACGCCAAUCACGCACUCGAUACGAUUGAUGUUCUCGGAGACCCAGUGAAGCUCAAGGCCAACUUGGAACAACGCUUCGUCGUUAGCAAAGGAGUCAUCUCGGAUUGGCCUUCGUCAAUCCCGGAAUUAUGGUCGAGUAUACAGGAUAGAUCUAAGAUUUUGAGUAUGGAGCGCAUGUACCGUAGGAAGUGGGAUUCGUUGAGUAGUAAGACUUCGUUAGUAGCCACGGACAAUAUCAUAGUUACAUUUAAGGAUAAGAACAUUCGUAAUUUAACAAUUUUCGAUAAAGGUAUCGUCCUCAGGGUCCGUCGAUAUGUUCCUCAGGUCCGCCAAUGCUUUAAUUGCUUUAGAUUUGGUCACACUAAACUAAACUGCAAAAGUGAUACGCGCUGCAUAAUUUGUGGAGAUAAAGCCCAUGGUCGAUGUGAGAGGGAACAACGUUGUUACAAUUGCGGGGGCUGUCAUAAGUCCACGUUUAGAGGCUGCCCUCAGUUUGAAAAAACCAAAAACAUUAACAUCGUUAUGGCUCAUAAAAACAUUUCUUUUCAUAGUGCGAAACGGAUUGUGGAGAGAGAAGCUUCAGAUUCUUCACCGGAAUAUCAAAACAAGCUUACUAAUCCAACAUCCUGGCCAAAUCUUCCAUCGUCGGCUGGACCCAUCUCUUAUUCUGAGGCCCUACGGGCUGAUUCACGUGUUCCAACGGGGCCUACUACUUCAGCACAGAGAGACAAAGGGGAUCAUCCCCUGCAUUAUUCAGCUAAGGACAAACGGAGGGCAACAUAUGAAGCUCCGCGUAAUUUUUAUAAAUUUUUUGAUUUUCGUUCCGGCGAAAUCACCAGGGAAAAAAGAGGUAUUAUGUUCACCGCGGGUUGUCGGGCGGGGAGUGAGACUCUUUCCAAGGACAACCAUAUGAGUAUGGGACAUCAGGAGGAUCACCGAAUCUCAGAGACCAUUGAGAGUAUUUUACUACUUCUGCGAAAGGUUCCGGGAGCUCGGAUUAAGUUAAUUCGCGCCUUAGCUGCGUCGGAAGCGCAAGAUGAACAGGAUGGGGGUUUUCCCCUGCAUCCUGAUAAUAUCCAGAGUAAUGAGGAGAUGGAGUAUAGAGAAUCGUCAAGAGACUCGGUGCUCCGGUCGUAGCUCGAUAUAUUUUCCUGGAUUUAGAUCAUGUCAGAGCAGGAGUUUACUUGGUAGUGGUGGAGUCUCUAUUUCUGUUCGUUCGCACAUUUCGUUUGAUGUACUGCCGAUUGCUGGGACUUCCCCUGCAAUGUAUGAUAUGGUUGGCAUCAAAACUUCGAAUCUUGCCAAUAACAUCAAUAUUGUUGCGGUCUAUAGACACCCUAGAGCUGGGAUUGGUGCACGAGAUCUUAAUGCAGUUUUCAACUCUGUUAAUGGUAAUCCAAGUGAUACUAUUAUCCUUGGCGAUUUCAAUGCCCACAACACUGCAUGGAAUUGUGAAUCAACAAAUAAUAAUGGAGAGAUAUUGCAUGAUAUUAUGGCUAA